AUGCAGAAUGAACAAUGGAAAAAGAUAUUAGAAAAAGUAAACGCAGCUGCUUCACUGCAAACUGGUAAUAAACAUGUUGAAGAUACUCCUUUACAUCAGGCUGCUGCAGAGGGUAAGACAGAUGUAGUAAUGGUUUUGUUAGAAGCAGGUGCAGAUGUUAAUGCUAGAGAUAAUAGGGGAAGAACUGCUUUAUAUUUUGUUAAUAAAUAUGGUCAUAAAGAUAUAGUAAAGUUUUUAGUAGAAAAAGGUGCAGAUGUUAAAGCUGCAGAGCAAAAGAGAUCUAUUUCGCAAAUUAUAAAUGAGAUAAAUUUGCUUCCAGGUAUUACUACUGAAGAUCAAGAGGGAUAUACUUCGCAAGUCAUAAAUGAUAUAAACCUGUAUCUAGGUAUUAGUACUGAAGAUCACAAGAUAUACACUACUUUAUAUCGUGCUGCUAAAUUGGCUGCUAACAAUGGUGAUGUAGAUGGAUUCAGGAAUUUAAUAAAAGAAAAUAGAGAUCUUUUUUUGAAGAAUGAAUUUAGAAUAGGAGAACCAGAGUUGAAUGAUGAUAUGAAACAGCUUUGGAAAAAGGCAAUACAAGUAAGAAAAGAACAACCAUUUCAAGCUGCUAGAAGUGGUAAGAUAAAUAUAAUAAAGGAUCUAAUAGAAAAGAAUUCAGGUAUUAUUCAUGCUGGAGAUAACGAUAACAAAACUGUUUUACAUGGGGCUGCUUUAGGUGGUCAUAUGGAUGUAGUAAAGUAUCUAUUAGAAAAAGGUGCAGAUCUUAAUCGUAGGGAUAACGAUGAAAAAACUCCUUUACAUCUGACUGCUGAAAAUGAUCAUAUGGAUGUAGUAAAGUAUCUAUUAGAAAAAGGUGCAGAUCCUUUAUUAGAGGAUAGGAAUGGUAAAAUUCCAGGAGACUUAGCUAAAGAUAGUGAGAUACAGAAGCUUUUGGAAAAGGCAAAAAAAAUAGAACUAUUAUGUAAAGCUGCUAUCAGUGGUAAGAAAAAUGUAGUAAAGGAUCUAUUAGCAACAGAUGUAAGUAUUGUUAAUGCUAGAAAUUGCACAGGAAAAACUGCUUUACAUUGGGCUGCUAGAAAUGGUCAUAAAAAUGUAGUGAAGCUUUUAUUAGAACAAAAAGAUGCAGAUAUUAAUGUUAGAGAUGAUUUGGGAAGGACAGCUUUACAUUGGGCUGCUAGAAAUGGUCAUAAAGAUAUAGUAGGGUUUUUAGUAGAAAAAGGUGCAGAUGCUAAUGCUGUAGAUGACCAAGGAAUAACUGCUUUGGAUUGGGCUAAGGAAUUUAGUCCAGAGGGAGCAAAUGCUAUAUUAGAAGCAGUUGCAAACAACACUAACACUCAAGUAUAUAAUACUCAAGUGAAACAGCAUACCGCUCAGGCAGGGGUAGGUAAGAGUUAG
This is a messenger RNA of Cinara cedri, 1395 nucleotides long. Lineage: Eukaryota; Metazoa; Arthropoda; Insecta; Hemiptera; Aphididae. The record is from the annotation of a GenBank genome assembly.